AUGGCGGCGAAGGCGCUGGAGGCCGCGGCGGCGCUGGAGGCCGCGCCGCUGAAGAAGGUGGAGAACCGCAUCACCGAGGCGCAGCGCUUCUCCCACCUGCCCCGCCGCGCCGCCGUGGACCUGCAGUUCGCCGAGCUGUCCUUCUCCGUGCGCGAGGGGCCCUGCUGGCGGCCGCGCGGCUACAAGACCCUCCUCAAGUGCCUGUCGGGCAAAUUCUGCCGCCGGGAGCUAAUUGGCAUCAUGGGCCCCUCAGGGGCCGGCAAGUCCACGUUCAUGAACAUCUUGGCAGGAUACAGGGAGUCGGGAAUGAAGGGGCAGAUCCUGGUCAACGGGAGGCCGCGGGAGCUGAGGACCUUCCGCAAGAUGUCCUGCUACAUCAUGCAGGACGACCUGCUGCUGCCGCACCUCACCGUGUGGGAGGCCAUGAUGGUCUCUGCUAACCUGAAGCUGAGUGAGAAGCAAGAGGUGAAGAAGGAGCUGGUGACGGAGAUCCUGACGGCGCUGGGCCUGCUGGCCUGCUCCCACACGCGGACAGCCCUGCUCUCCGGCGGGCAGAGGAAGCGCCUGGCCAUCGCCCUGGAGCUGGUCAACAACCCGCCCGUCAUGUUCUUCGAUGAGCCCACCAGCGGGCUGGACAGCGCGUCCUGCUUCCAGGUGGUGUCCCUCAUGAAGUCGCUGGCCCAGGGCGGCCGCACGGUCAUCUGCACCAUCCACCAGCCCAGCGCCAAGCUCUUCGAGAUGUUCGACCAGCUCUACAUCCUGAGCCAGGGCCAGUGCAUAUUCAAGGGCCUGGCCACCAAGCUGGUCCCCUACCUGAAGGGCCUGGGCCUGCACUGCCCCACCUACCACAACCCCGCCGACUUCAUUAUCGAGGUGGCCUCUGGCGAGUACGGAGACCUGAACCCCAUGCUGUUCCGGGCCGUGCAGAGCGGGCUGUGCGCCAGCGAGAAGAAGAGCCUCGAGAAGAAUGCGGCCCCUGACCCCGGCCCCCCCUGCCCGCUGGAACUGGACCCCAUAGAGAGCCACAGCUUUGCCACGAGCACCCUCACCCAGUUCUGCAUCCUCUUCCGGAGGACCUUCCUGUCCAUCCUCCGGGACACGGUGCUGACCCACCUGCGGCUCGUGUCCCACGUGGUGAUCGGUGUGCUCAUUGGCCUCCUCUACCUGCACAUCGGGGACGACGCCAGCAAGGUCUUCAACAACACGGGCUGCCUCUUCUUCUCCAUGCUCUUCCUCAUGUUCGCCGCCCUCAUGCCCACCGUGCUCACCUUCCCCCUAGAGAUGGCAGUCUUCAUGAGGGAACAUCUCAACUACUGGUACAGCCUCAAGGCCUAUUACCUGGCCAAGACCAUGGCCGACGUGCCCUUCCAGGUGGUGUGCCCCGCCUUGUACUGCAGCAUCGUGUACUGGAUGACGGGCCAGCCCGCGGAGACCGGCCGCUUCCUCCUCUUCUCGGCCCUGGCCACGGCCACGGCGCUGGUGGCCCAGUCUCUGGGGCUGCUCAUCGGAGCCGCCUCCAACUCCCUGCAGGUGGCCACGUUUGUGGGCCCGGUGACCGCCAUCCCGGUGCUCCUGUUCUCCGGCUUCUUCGUCAGCUUCAAGACCAUCCCUGCCUACCUGCAGUGGAGCUCCUACCUCUCCUACGUCAGGUAUGGCUUCGAGGGUGUGAUCCUGACCGUGUACGGCCUGGGGCGCGGGGACCUGGCCUGCCCGCUCCGGGAGGAGCGCUGCCCGCUCCGGGAGCCACAGAGCAUCCUCCGAGCACUGGACGUGGAGGACGCCAAGCUCUACGUGGACUUCCUGGUUUUAGGCAUCUUCUUCCUGGCUCUGCGGCUGCUGGCGUACCUCGUGCUCAGGUACCGGGUCAAGUCGGAGAGAUAG
Messenger RNA from Pipistrellus nathusii (Nathusius's pipistrelle), 1881 nucleotides. The record is from the annotation of a GenBank genome assembly. NCBI's taxonomy places the organism in Eukaryota, Metazoa, Chordata, Mammalia, Chiroptera, Vespertilionidae.